GCCUGCUCCACGCUCGCCUUCUCGCACGGCCGCACGGAGGCGGCGCUCGUCGCCGAGCUGCUGCGGGACGAGGCCUCGCCGCGGCUGCCAGAGCUGCUCGCGGCUGCCGUCCGGUCGCACCGCGAGGUGGUGCGGGAUUGCCAGCGAGGCCACGGGCACGAGCGCCACCUCCUCGCCCUGUAUGCACUCUCCGCGUCGAGCGGCGCCCCCACCCCCGCCCUCUUCCUGCACCAAGCUUGGUCCGAGGUGUCGGCAAGCACAAUCUCCACCUCGGGCGCGCGCCAGCCCUCCGUCGCCUCCUUCUCCUUCGGCCCCGUGUGCCCGACCGGCAUCGGGGUCGGCUACUUGCUCUUUGCAAGCAGCGUCGAGUGCACCGUGAGCAGCUGGAAGGGGAAGGGGCCGCCCGCUGCGCAGGCCGGGGCCGCCCCACUGCGCGAGACACCUUGUGCGAUCGACAUGAUGGCACAGAACCCUCCAUCGUGCAACGCCAGCGCCAUCGCGGACAACUUCUUCCAGAACCUGCGCCAGACCCACUGCCCUCGCAGCGCGUGGGUGAAGCUCAUGCGUGACGCCGACUCGCGGCCCGCAAAGACUGUGGUUGUGGUCGGUUGCAACAAGGGAUACGACGCUGCAGCGAUGACCUCGCCAGCCAUGGCGGCAGAACGCCAGACGGCUGACUUCCCCGCUAUUGCGCACGCCGGGCGGGAGGAUGUCGGGAUCGACUACAACACCCGAGCGCCAGACCGGAGAGCGAAGCGGCCCGCCGAUGCUCCGGUGGCGGUGGUCUCAGUCCGGCUACGGACAGUGGACAGCCUCGUGGAGUCGGAACGGCUGGCGCUUGGCGGCAGCGUGAUCGACAUCCUGACGACGGAUGCCGAGGGCCACGACGCUCUCGUGCUGGAGGGAGCGCGUGAUGUGCUCACCCGGGUCCGCUACCUCGAGUUUGAGUACCACGCGAUCGGACACUGGGCCUCCGCCUCGCUGCGGGACGUGAUUGGUAGCCUCGAAUCGAGCGGGAUGGACUGCUACUGGGCGGGGCACGAGCGCCUGUGGAGACUGACCGGCUGCUGGGACGACCGCUAUCAGCACUUCCGCGCCUGGAGCAACAUCGCGUGCGUGCGGAGGGGGGACGUGUGGCACAGCGUCCUCGGCGGCUUCGCGUUUGGCUAA
This is a messenger RNA of Emiliania huxleyi CCMP1516, 1170 nucleotides long. RefSeq lists its product as hypothetical. Gene Ontology annotation, biological process: fatty acid beta-oxidation. Lineage: Eukaryota; Haptophyta; Isochrysidales; Noelaerhabdaceae. Gene Ontology annotation, cellular component: mitochondrion. Gene Ontology annotation, molecular function: carnitine O-palmitoyltransferase activity. The record is from RefSeq and is a predicted model, not a curated record. The annotation marks the transcript as partial. The transcript is spliced from 5 exons.